This is a messenger RNA of Carcharodon carcharias (great white shark), 759 nucleotides long. RefSeq names its product testin-2-like. The transcript has 5 exons. The coding region runs from base 1 to 759 and encodes 252 amino acids. The record is from RefSeq and is a predicted model, not a curated record. Gene Ontology annotation, cellular component: lysosome. Gene Ontology annotation, biological process: immune response. NCBI's taxonomy places the organism in Eukaryota, Metazoa, Chordata, Chondrichthyes, Lamniformes, Lamnidae. Gene Ontology annotation, molecular function: cysteine-type endopeptidase activity.
AUGGUAUUUUUCCUCGUUGUAACGUACAUCCUGACUGUUAUCUCCAUGGCCUCGACAAACCCAAUCAUUGACGAGGAAUGGGAAAGCUGGAAGCAGGAAUAUGGGAAAAGCUACCCUAGUUUGGAGGAAGAUCAGGCCAGGAAGGAAAUUUGGCUGGACAACCUGGAGAAGAUUGAAGCUCACAAUGCUCAAUAUCGCCAUGGAAAUUCGAUGUAUGAAAUGGCCAUGAAUCGCUUUGGAGACUUGACGCCAAUGGAGUUUGAACAUUUGUUCACUGAUGCAAGGAUUUCCGAAAUGGCAAAUUAUACAGAAGUUGCAUUGUCAGAUAUUGGUGGAACUGGAAGAAAUCACCAGAUUUUGGAGGAACUGGAUGAGAUGGAGGAUGUUGUUCACUUUCCCAAAGAUGUGGACUGGCGUCGAAUGGGCUAUGUUAGUAAUGUAAAGAACCAGGGUUACUGUUUAUCCUGCUAUGCGUUUACUGCAGUUGGAGCUCUGGAAGGUCAGUUGGCCAGGAAAACGAAUCAACUCGUGGACCUGAGUGUACAAAACAUCAUUGACUGUUCUGAUGGAUAUAAGAAUUAUGGGUGCAAUGGAGGCUUGCCAUACCGUGCCUUCGAAUACGUGCGAGACCAUGGCAUUCAAUCUGAUCAGUCAUACCCGUACCAAGCAAAGAAGUUGCCUAGAUCCGAGUAUCCUCAUGCAAAGUGGCAAGCAAGUGACAUUUUGAAUAUCAACAGUAAGGGUGUCCUUCAUUCUUAA